CGAGUUUGGAUGAGGCUCGUUACAAACAGAACUGGCAUCACUUCAUCGACGCUUCCUACUCUCCUCACCUGCGCAUCCGCGCCUUGUCAUCCCUUCCAUACCCUCCAACAUGUAUCAAUAUCAGCCACCGGGCCAAUAUGGUGCGCCAGGAGACUAUGGUGGUUUCCCCGGAGCACCGCCAGGAAUGGCGCCUCCUCCUGGUAUGGCACCCCCAGGAAUGGGAGCCCCUCCAGGAAUCCAACAGCAAGAUGCUCACCAACCUGGUAGACCUGGCGCCUUUCCUUCGAAUUUCCAACCCCCGGCCAACAUGCCCAACAUCAACUUCUCCGCCCCCGUGAUUCGACUAGGAACCUCAGGUCCUGCAAAGAAUGACAAUGUCGGCGGACGAGAUGACAGAGACCGCGGCGGACGCAGAGCCGGCUUGGGUGCGGGCGCAGGAGCAGAUUUCCGAGACCGCGACCGAGAUCGAGACCGCAUUGCUCCCGUGCAGCAACCCACGAGGGAAGAAAUCAUCAGAACCAUAUUCGUUGGAGGCAUCACCGAGGGUGCAGGUGGAGACGAGGGAAUUGAACGAAUCUUGCGCUCUGCCGGCAAUCUACGAAGAUGGGUUCGCGCUACUGACGCUGUCGACAAGCCCUGCAAAUUUGGCUUCGCAGAGUACGAGGACCCCGAAAGUCUUGCUACGGCGAUCGAGGUGCUCCGCGAUGUCGACAUCCCCCUCAAACGACAAGCUCCCUCGGAGUUGAAUCCUGAAGAAAAUGACACGGUGGAAAAGUCUAAACUGAUAAUUGUGGCCGACGAAAACUCUCACGCUUAUAUUGCACAAUGGGAAGAAUCUCAAGGUGGCAGCGACGCCGAAGCAGCACAGAUGAGAUUAGACCAUGCUCGUGCCGCGUUAGCCGCCGUUCUCAAGGAUCUAACCCACCCAAACGCCCCGAUUCAAAAAGACGAUCUGUCAAACAUCGACCGAGAAGGAGACUUCAAGAUGGGUGAAGGCGUUAAUGGCGAAGGCACAAACGGCGACAUUGUCACCAUCCCCAUCAAUGUUGAUGACGAAUUGUCCGAUAUUCCCGCCGAGAUGCGCGAAACGGUGGCCAAGGAAAUCGCCGCGUUCAGAGACCGUAGUAACCGUCGUGAUCUCGAGCGAUUAAAGCGUGAGGAGGAACUCGAACAACAAGAACGGAAUCGCAUGAAUGGUGAGCGACUCAACCGACUUGCUUCCCCACCAUUAGCCGCUCCUUCAGGCCCUGCUGGCGGUUCCAACGGAAUCCCGGUUGGACCUCGCGGUGCUCCUUCAGGUCCCAAGGGCUUUGGUGCUCAGAUUCCACGUGAUUACCAAAAAGGAGUUACAUUUGUCAAUGGAACGGCCAUUUCAGGAUCGUCCGCAUUUGAGGACGAAGAUACCGAUGCCAGUGACGAGGAAUUGGAGAGACGGAGAAGAGAGAAAAAGGAGGCCGAACAAGAGAAGCUUUUCCUCGACCAAGAACGACGAUGGCUUAACCGUGAAAGAACCAGAACGGCAGCAGUGGAGCGUGAGAAGACGCGAGACAAGGACGAUCAGGGUCGAGUUCAAGAACAGAAAGACAGAAUGGCUCAACGAUUAAAAGAUUGGAACGAUGACGUCGAAUCUUCGCGCAAGGUUGAGGAAUACUACAGUGAUCGAAGUCUAUGGAUUCGAAAUCGGGCUUCGUUCCGGCAAAGCGAGUCCCAAGCGGACGAUGCCGAUCGAGCGGCGGAACAGCGAGAACGGACUCGAGAAAACCAAAACCGCGAACGUGCCGGUGCGAUGGCGGAUGACUUCCUCAAUCGACAUGAAGAAGACAUGCUGCGACAGGAGGACAGGAUGGAUCGAUCUUUAUCGACGGGCGUUCGUCGUGAGCCUGCUCGGUUUAAACUGUCAUUGGGCGCGGCAGCUGCGUCUGCGGCCGACCGAUCCGCAUCUCAUGCCACACGACGUACUGUGGUUGCUGACGUGGAAGGUCUGUUGGAAGAUGAGGAAGACGCCGAAUCACAAAAUGCUAAACGCACGUUGAUUCCCAUUCAAUUUGACAAGAACGACACGGCAGACAUGUCAGAGGAAGAACGGGCGGCAGCGGCAAGACAACUGGCAAGUGACAUUCCCAACGACAAGGAUGGGUUAUGGGCAUGGGACGUCAAAUGGGAGUUUGUCGAUGAAAGCGUGGUGGAGGAGAAACUGAAGCCAUUCGUCGAAAAGAAGAUUGUCGAGUAUCUGGGUGUGCAAGAACAGAUGCUCGUUGAUGUGGUGAUUGGAGCUGUUCGAAGCAGAGGCAAACCAGAUGUCUUGGUCGGUGAAUUGGAAGGGGCCCUGGAAGAUGAAGCUGAAGUUCUGGUCAAGAAACUUUGGCGAAUGCUGAUUUUCUUCUCAGAAUCAGAGAAGAGAGGUCUAUCGACAUAAAAGUUUGUCUGUGUGGCCAUGAUCACCAAUGGUCACAUACUUCUGAUGGCCUUACUUUGGCCAACGAGUUCAACUCAAUGUCACCGCCAAUGUCACCCGAAACCUGGAUUGCUAAAAGUCAUGCAUCCCUCAGACUCCUUGACUAUUUUCGAGCAUAUGUGAAGGCAGGGGACUGCCAUCAUAAGGCUAUCAUCAAGACUCUCCACGUGGUACACUAAAGCCAAUGGCAGCCACGAGUGAGUAUCGAUUAGACGAUCGGUAUUCACUCAUCGUGCUUGGAUCAGACAUCAAAGACCAAGACAAGGGAAGCUUUUUGAUAUGAAGGCACAAACACGAUGUAGUGUCGUUAGGUCAGCUUUGGCCAUGCAGCUCCAUCGAUCCAUGUAUCUAUGUAUAUCUAUAUGCACAAGAUGCACACAAAGAAAUUAUGCGACAUUGGCCUGCAACUUUGUUGAGA
Messenger RNA from Exophiala mesophila, 2873 nucleotides. RefSeq lists its product as uncharacterized. The coding region runs from base 110 to 2416 and encodes 768 amino acids. The record is from RefSeq and is a predicted model, not a curated record. Gene Ontology annotation, molecular function: mRNA binding. Gene Ontology annotation, cellular component: spliceosomal complex. The transcript is spliced from 3 exons. Lineage: Eukaryota; Fungi; Ascomycota; Eurotiomycetes; Chaetothyriales; Herpotrichiellaceae. Gene Ontology annotation, biological process: mRNA processing.